Chrysoperla carnea is the source of this 1420-nucleotide messenger RNA. RefSeq names its product ragulator complex protein LAMTOR1 (gene Lamtor1). Gene Ontology annotation, biological process: regulation of receptor recycling; lysosome organization; positive regulation of TOR signaling. The record is from RefSeq and is a predicted model, not a curated record. Gene Ontology annotation, cellular component: membrane raft; late endosome membrane; lysosome. Bases 89 to 601 code for a protein of 170 amino acids. The transcript has 4 exons. Gene Ontology annotation, molecular function: guanyl-nucleotide exchange factor activity; molecular adaptor activity. NCBI's taxonomy places the organism in Eukaryota, Metazoa, Arthropoda, Insecta, Neuroptera, Chrysopidae.
GUCAGUCUUGUGAUGUAAAAAUGAUAACAAUUGUCAAAAGACAUUAAUUUAUGUAUCAAAAUCUUGCAAAUAAUCAACAUUUUUAAAUAUGGGAUGUUGUUACAGUUGUGAUGAAGAAAGACCCACACAGAAUGGAGAACCAAAUGAAAGAACUCAUUUACUUGUAGAUCCAGUUAGUAGCAGCACAAAUAUUCUAAUAAACAAUAGUGAUAGUUAUCUAAGUCAAUAUCCAAAUUCAUUACCUAAGAAGACUGAUGAGCAAUCUGCAUUAAACAGAAUAUUACAAGAAACAGCGUCGAAUGUAAUAGAUGUUGCAGCGUUGGAUUCCCAUAAUUUAGAACAACAAGAAUAUGCAGACCGAAUACGGCAAUAUUUACAACGUGUCCAACAAACAUUUAGUAAUCAUAAUACGAUACCAACAUUAACUACACCAUGUUUAUUAACAGAUAUUCCAACACCAGAAAAAAUUCUUACAUCAAUUGACAUAACAAAUGACGAUUGGGAUUUAAUAACGAAUAGUGUUGCACAAGCGGUUAUCGCUGUUGGUGAUCUCAAAGUUGAACAUAAAGAGGAUUUAGUUGUACCGUUUCGAAUUCCUUAAAUAUUUUUUUAUUGUAAAAAUCGACACUGACUUUAUAAAAAAAAAUAUAUUAUUACCCUGCCUAUGAUAUACAUAAUAUUAAUUUAGUUAACUGAACGUUUAAUUCAAAUCACUGCUUUUCAAUUGGUUUCUUUUUAGUGUAUCCGUUAGAAUAUUAUUGUGUCGUAUGCCUUAAAAUUUACUUAACAAGCAAUAUUUCUUUAAGUAUCAUGUGUCGCGAGAAAUAAAAAAAUUAUAUCUGUCUAUAAGUUUUGACAAUUAAUUUUAAGCAUUUUUUUUUAUAGAAAUAGUUUUCUUAUUCUACGAAACCAACUCAGUAAAAUUCGAUUGAAAUUUAAAAAAAAAAUAAAUAAAGUUUAAAGAUAUGAAGUUUAUAUGCAUCCCUACAAACUUCGUUUCGGGAAGCUGGAUUAAAAUUAUAUGGAAAAAAAGUGGGGAAAGUCACAGACUUAAGUUUCUCGAAUAAACGAAACAUCUUUGGACUUUAAAAGUUUGUCAAAAGUUGAUUUUAUUUUUUGUAUAAUAAGAAACAUGAUCAAUUUUUGUUGACUUUGAGUUGAGACAUACAUAUUUAUUCAAGUGACAGACUAAUUACCAGAAUCAUGGAGGUUAGAAAGAAGGAGAACGAUCGCUGUAGGAAAUAGUGUCCCAGGAAUACGGACAAAAUAAGUGAGGCGCUGCGAUCGCUAAGUUGUCUCAAUAAAAGCGGGCUAUUGUUAAAUUUGUACAUUAUGAAACUAACUUCACCUACUUAUACUCAUAAACAACUAACUUCGCAGAUACUACUUAUCGACGAAUUUUCAGGGACAGGCGCGCUAA